UUGUGCUUUCUCCGGCAUUCCUACGGUCCGUGAACGCAGCAGCGGCGGCCCAGCGUCCGGUAGAAGGAGCUCUUCGGGUCUUACCUAACCCGGCCGAGCACACACAAACAUGGCGAUGGUGCAGCGCGCUCUCCCGUGGUCACUGUGCGUGCGGCUCCUCUGGCUCGCCGGGAUUUACGCGUCCUCCAACCUGCACGCCGAGCGGCCGCGCGGAGGCUUCUUCGCGAUAGAAGCGAGGAGGGAUUUACAGGACGGAGGAGGAGGAGGUGGUGGUGGUGGUGCUGGAGGAGGAGGAGGCGCCGCCGCCGCCGCCGCUCCGAGAGCCGCCGCGGGCGGGUCGGACUCCGGCGCCUAUCCGCCACAUCGAAGCCGCCGGAGCCCCGGAGAGUCGGCCAUGCCGAAGGUGUACGGCCAGGUCAACCUGAACGACUCCCACAACCAGAUGGUGGUCCACUGGGCGGGGAAGAAGAGCAACGUCAUCGUGGCGCUGGCGAGAGACAGCGCGGGGGCCAUCGGACCCAAGACCAGCUCGGUCUACAUCUCCUACGACUACGGCACCACCUUCACGCUGGUCUCUGACAGGUUCCGUCUGUCGGGGGUGAAGGCCGAGGGCGGCAACCAGCAGGUCAUCUCCCAGUUCUACCACAGCCCCGCCGACAACAAGAGGUACCUGUUUGUUGACUCCACCAACGACUACCUGUGGAACACCUUUGACUUCUGUGGGAGGGUGCGGGGCUUCUCGCUGCCCUUCAAGCCCACCGACCUGCUGCUGCACAGCGGGAGGGCCGGCCUGGUGCUCGGGUACGACGGCUCCCACCCCAACAAGCAGCUGUGGAAGUCAGACGACUUCGGAGAGACGUGGGUGUUGAUCCAGGAGCACGUGAAGACUUACUUCUGGGGCGUGGAGCCCUACGACCCCCCCACCACGGUGCUGGUCCAGAGACACGAGCCCCAGGGCGUCUCCACCGUCCUCAGCAGCACCGACUUCUUCCAGAGCGACCAGAACCGCACCGUCAUCCUGGAGCAGGUGGACAGCUUCCAGCUCCGAGACAAGUACCUGUUCGCCACCACCACGCGGAAGCUGUUUGGCAGCCACCAGCCGUCGUCCGUCCAGCUCUGGGUCUCCUACAACCGCCAGCCAAUGAAAGCCGCCCAGUUCAUGACUCGGCAUCCAAUCACAGAGUACUACAUCGCGGACGCGUCGGAGGAGCAGGUGUUUGUGUGUGUGAACCACCUGAACAACGUCACACACCUGUACACCUCGGACACCCAGGGCCUCUCCUUCUCGCUGUCGCUGGAGAACGUCCUGUACUUCAGCCCGGGGGGGUCGGGCAGCAACACGCUCAUCAGGUACACGCUCUGACACGCUCUGACGCGCUCUG
Pungitius pungitius (ninespine stickleback) is the source of this 1382-nucleotide messenger RNA. RefSeq names its product sortilin-related receptor-like. Lineage: Eukaryota; Metazoa; Chordata; Actinopteri; Perciformes; Gasterosteidae. The record is from RefSeq and is a predicted model, not a curated record. Gene Ontology annotation, biological process: protein retention in Golgi apparatus; post-Golgi vesicle-mediated transport; protein targeting to lysosome. Gene Ontology annotation, cellular component: membrane; Golgi apparatus. The coding region runs from base 110 to 1363 and encodes 417 amino acids. The transcript is spliced from 8 exons. Gene Ontology annotation, molecular function: protein binding.